Molecule: messenger RNA, 2577 nt
Organism: Trachemys scripta elegans
Lineage: Eukaryota; Metazoa; Chordata; Testudines; Emydidae
Product: tyrosine-protein phosphatase non-receptor type substrate 1-like
Exons: 7
Coding region: 867-2384 (505 amino acids)
Source: RefSeq, a predicted model, not a curated record
UGAGUGACCUCAGCUGGCUCCCACAGGCAGCACCGUCACACCCCAUGACAGUAAUAAAAUCCUCUCGGAGCCCGAGGAGCCAUCUGGUCCUCACGCCCAGGGAGGUAGAGCCUUGAGAGCUGGGGGAUAAAGUGCGUCAGGCCCCCGAGGGGACACAAGGACGGGACUUUAACCCUGACUCACAUUCUGCGGGGUGCUUCUGGCUGCCUGUGGGCAGGUCUAAGACACCCCCAUAAAGCCCACGGGUGCAGGCAGGCCCCCAGGUGUGAACCCAGGUGCAGAUCGUGGGGGCAGGGAGCCGCGGCACUGCGUGGAGCCGGGCGGGUUACAGGCGUUCUCUGGCUGGCAGUGCAGGGGUUAGCGUCCCUGCUGUAGCCUGUGGGAGCUGGGAGCGUGGCCCUGAGGGGACACAGCGAGACAGCGCUCCACGGGGCAGAAGAGGGGCAAACGUGGAGGUUUCUGAGCUCGGCGCUGCUGGUUGCUAUGUCCAGGGCCACCACGGCUUGUCCUUUGUCAGGAAAGAGGGUUGCACCGAGGAAACACCUGGCUCGGAUCAAUGGUUUCCCCUCCUCCCGGAGCCAGGCCCCAGAGGUUGGCGCCCCCCUCCCGGCCAAUGCUUACCUAGACUAGCUUCCGUGUGGCAGCACGUCACACUGUGUAAAUCAGGGCCAGGCUGGCGUGCACCCAGCAGGCCUGGGCAUGGCUCUGUUUGCUCACUGCCUGGCUGUGCAGAGGGCAGAGACAAGGCAACCAGCUGUACGGGAAGGGAAAGUGAAAGCAUCCGGUCACUGCUCCCUGCUGUAAGCCCAGGAUCUGCACACUGCUAAGGUGCAGCCAGGCAGCUGGAGCCCCUCCCGGCCGGGGCUAUGGCGGCGCGAGUCGGGCUCUUCUCUCUGCUUCUCGGGAGUGUCUGCGCCCAGCUGGAGGUGAUGGUGGACUCCACAGUGGUGGCUCAGCUGGGCUCCCAGGCUCUCCUCCCAUGCACCUUCACCGUGGUGGACGCCCCCAUCAGCCCAGAGUACCUGGCUGUGCACUGGUAUUUCCAGGACCAGGAGCUGGUGUCAUACGAUGACUCCCUCAACGUCUUCCGGCCGGGGGCCUCCAUGGACACGGAGCAGCUCGCCAGCGGCAACGCCUCUCUGGUUCUGCGCAAUGUGACCGUGUCGGACCAGGGAGCCUACCGGUGCCUGGUCAUCCACAGCCCGGACAGAGGGGAGCAGAGCCUGCACCUGGCAGUGCUGGCUGUGCCCACCGUUGCCGUCCCCAGUAAAGCGGUGCUGAGGGGGGAGCCGAACUUGCUGAAAUGCUCCGUGUCCGGCUUCCAUCCGGCCAACAUCACGGUGACCUGGCUGAGGGCUGGGGAGGUCCUGCCGGCGUCCCCGCUCCCCACGCCCCAGAGGAACCCGGACGGCACCUUCAACGUCAGCAGCUCUCUGACCUUCCAGCCCACGGAGCAGGACCAGGGCGUCACCUUCUCCUGCCAGGUCCAGCACGCCGCUGUGCCACGGGGCGCUCUGCAGACAGACUUCCAGCUCGUGUUCGGAGUCUCCCCCAUGGUGAACAUUCACGCCCCCACGUUUGUGCAAGGCAAGGCCCAGGUGUUAACGUGCGACGUGAAGGGUUUUUACCCAGAAGCCAUCGCUGUUAACUGGCUCCUCAACGGGGUCCGGACAGAAGCCCCCCGCGUGAACCCUAAUGGCACCUUCAACCUGGAGUCGUUCUACCAGUUCACGCCUGCGGCGGAGUUGGAGGGCGCUGAGAUCAGCUGCGAGGUGCAGCACGAGACGCUGAGCCGGCCCAUCGUCCGGAGCGUGCGGGUGCACCUGGAGCGUGAGGGGACUCAGGUCAGUGUCAUAGUCCUGGUGGUGUCCGUGCUGGUCUCAGCGCUGGCGGUGGCUGGAGUCGCGUUAUUCCUGUACAAGAGAAGCAGAGCCACCAGCCAGACGUUCACCGUGAGCGACAUCGUGGGGCCUAAAGUUUGGGUCCCCGGGGAGUACGUUUCCCUCGUGUGCAUUGGCUACCACUGCCCGGUGGGCACGAAGGCCACGUGGGCAAAGUACGAAAAUGAAGAGCUAAAGCCCAUCACUGAGGAUAAACCGGCUGUGAGCGACAGGGAGAAGCAGACGCUUGUUCCCAUCAACACUCUGUACAAAGUCCAGACGCAGAUGCUGCCCUUGAACAAAGGCUCAGCCACUCUGGCCACGACGCUCAUGUUUCGUGUCAGGAGCCCGGAGGACCUGGGAGCCCGGUACCAGUGCUGCUUCAUCAGCAAGGAUGGGAGAACGCUGAGCACCAAGGAGUUCGGAGACUACACCCUGCGCCCCUCCGGUCAGACUCAAGGACCAGCUGUGGACCUGGCAGCAGCCUGGCCUGCAGAGGAAUAGCGGGGACAGCACCCCAGCCUGUUGGGGGUCCCAGAGACAGUACGAAGCACCUGGACAGUAUUGAACGGAACACCCCUGUUAUAACUAUAAAGGGAAGGGUAACAGCCUUCCUGUGUACAGUACUAUAAAAUCCCCCCUGGCCAGAGACUCCAAAAUCCUUUUACCAGUAAAGUGUUAAGAAGCUCAGGUAACC